UGCUCGCGAUCUGUCAAAACAAAUUUCGUAGCGCGGUCGUGAGAAAAAGAAAUUUUGUGUUUUUGCUCGGUUUGCUGCUUAAAAAUAUAGGUUUUAGCAUCAUUGGAAGUUAUCAGUGAAAUCUCUUCUAUUGGGACGAUAUUUUAUGAAAGACCACACACACGAUGGCCACUAAACGAAAAGCGCAUGAUGAGAUUUUGGAAAUCCGGGACGACGACGACGAGGGUCAGGAUAGUGAUAACGAUGUCGAGAUUCUGGAACCAGUAAUUUCAACUGUAACCGUGGAGGACGAUGAUGAUGAUGAUGAAGCGGACGCUAGCGCUCCCUCUGUUCCCACGAAGGAGGAAAUGGAAUCCACCCAAUCGGAUAAGGCCAACACAAGUGAUGAAUCAACCAAGAUGACUACUCCAGAGCCUCCUGUAAUUUCGGGGGCAGAAAAUGUAGAUAAAAAUUUGACAUCCGCCUCAGUAGCUUCGCCUGUUGCGACGGGAACAAAACAACAAACAUCAGAAGCAGCUGGGGAAAAAAUGGACGACAGUUUGCCGCUUCUGAGUUUAAGGUUCCGGGACCAGCAACUUAUGUUUCUGUUCAAAGGAUCACUAUCGGAAUACUUGAAAACGACCUUCCAACUCAAACUGGGCGGUCAAGAAGUCGACGUCCAUCACAGUCCGGAAAUGGCCACCAUAAGUGUUAUGAAAAAAGGUAUUCCUCCUCCAAUUUCUCCACCGGAUCCGGUAGAGUGCAGCACUCCAAAACAAAAGGCACCAGAGCCGGAAACCCCCCAGAAAGACGACGGGCAACAGCAAUCGACCACAGCCGACACAAGUGACAUGUUCGUAGUUGAUUCUACCCCAGCGAAGACGGCAAAAGGUGGCCCGAUCAUUCCCAGCUACAAGAAGGCGCUGUCCAAGGUGCUGGACAAUUCACCGACUGCCGUUCCCAAAGAUGGAGCAAGCAAACGGCCGAAGCCGAGACAGGUUUGCUGGAACUGUGACGGGGAUCACAGCAUCCGAGACUGUAAGGAGCCGAAGAAUUACGCUAAAAUUAGUAAAAUGAAGCAGGAGUUCAUGAAGAAGAACGAACGGUAUCAUCUGGAUAUGGAGCAGAAGUUUGGACAUAUCACGCCGGGGCGAUUGUCCGACGAGCUGAGACAGGCCCUUGGGCUGGGAAAACGUGACCUGCCCAUGCACAUCUACCGAAUGAGACUCUACGGCUACCCACCCGGCUGGCUAGAGGAAGCCAAGAUUUCCCAAUCGGGACUGCAGCUGUUCGACUCGGACGGCACACCCGUUCAGGAAUCGGACGAAAGCGAGGGCGAAAUCGAAUCUACAAAGACCAAGUACGACGUACGCAAGAUCAUCUCGUUCCCGGGCUUCAACGUGGACGCGGGCAAGCAGUUCUUCGACGAUUCCAAGUAUCACGGUGUGCCACCUCGACUGGAGCAUCACAGCCGCGAGGAAAUGAUCCGCAAUCUGGAGGGUACGCUGGUCCAGGGCUACCGUCGAAAGAAGCUUCGGAUGACCAGCUCCGCUCGAAACGACACCGACCGGGAGGCUGCCGACAUGGAUCUGGAUAAUCAGGACGAAACCUUUAUGAUUGUGGAUUCUGUCGGAGAGUGUGACAAAAUAGGGGAGCCGCCGAAUAGUCAGGGUAGCUCGUUGCCGUCCUACAAUGGUACCAACGGACCGACGACGACGGCUGAAGUUUGCGACGAACCUGAGGAAGGGGAAGUAGACGAUGAUGGGGAAAUUGUAGGAAAUCCUGUGGCGAGCGCCGAGCAGUCGACAAAUGACGACACAAAGGAAGCUGACAACUCGGUUGAACAGGAAUCAGCGGAAAAGAAAACAUCGGAAGCAAGCGAACAAUCCGAAUCGAAAGGACCCAACGAUAGUGCUAAUGACGACAGCGUGAUUUUGAUAGAGGAAGAGACAGAAUUGAUAUGUUUGGAUGACUCGCGCUCGAUUUCCCCCUCACUAGAUGAUCUGAGAAAAAAACAGCUUGAAAUACUGCGGCAAUUAGAAAACCAAUCACCCUCGGUUGCGAACAAAUCCGAUGCAACCAUCAACGAAGAUUCGCUGCUGGACGAUGUGCUAAUGGCCGAACGGUUAGCCGAAGAGGAAGAAGAACAGCAGCAGACCACGAAGCAAUCCUCUACUCCUUCCUUGCCAUCGCCAGCUGCCAAAAUGGUCAUCAAUCCGCUGGCAUUCGUGUUCUCGGUUCCUGCCAUACCUCCCCUUCCCGCGGCUCCCCUUCCACCACCGGAUCAGGAUGGAUCCAGCGAGCGUCCUCCCGAACCUGAGUUUCUUAAUUUGGAGGAGAUUUCGAUGACGAAGGGUGUCUAUGUUGACGAUCCCGGUUCGAUGGGUUUAAAAACUAUGUCUUUAGGCACUCCGAUCUUGACGUCGUUUACUCCCUUCAAUCGGUUACCCUGUGGGGAAGCUUUUUCGAAAGGCGUUAGCGACGUUAUCAAUUUUGAAAAUCUGCCCAACAGCACCGGUAAGUACGAACGGAUGAAAUCGCUGCUAUCCAAGGUUCGAACCGUUAUAACGGCACACAAUGGGGACUCGGAUGAGGAAGCGAGAUAACAUUCGGAUGACAUCGGUUCCGGUAUGAGUGAAUCUGCUGCGUCUGACUGCGAGGAAGGCGAAAUUGUUUAAUUGAAUGAAUGGAAGCUUAAAAAAAUAAGUACUUUUACACUUAGAGCAUGUUUGAGAGAAAAUAUAUCGACUUGUGAGAAAGUUUAGACAUUCGAUUUAAGUGAAAAUUUACCCAUGGUAACUUUUAAACUAUUGAAGCGUAUAAGAGAAAGCGAGCAAUAAAAUGUCUAAAAACAAAA
Molecule: messenger RNA, 2836 nt
Organism: Uranotaenia lowii
Lineage: Eukaryota; Metazoa; Arthropoda; Insecta; Diptera; Culicidae
Product: zinc finger CCHC domain-containing protein 8 homolog
Exons: 3
Coding region: 165-2585 (806 amino acids)
Cellular component (GO): catalytic step 2 spliceosome
Molecular function (GO): RNA binding
Source: RefSeq, a predicted model, not a curated record